Messenger RNA from Xyrichtys novacula (pearly razorfish), 243 nucleotides. The record is from the annotation of a GenBank genome assembly. NCBI's taxonomy places the organism in Eukaryota, Metazoa, Chordata, Actinopteri, Labriformes, Labridae.
AUGGAGCGCCGCGCUGCCGUCACCCUGCACACCUCUGUCACAGCCAUCUGUAAACAUCCGCCAGGAGAGGGAGGGGAGGGCAGAGGUGAGCGCCGUCAGAUGGAGGCGGAUCAGAAACUUCCAUUUAUUUUGAAAGUGAAAUCCCAGAACAGCCCAGAUGUUCGGCUCCCGGACCUCCUCCUGUCCUCAUACUGGUUUUACUGCAACAUGAUGACCGGACAGAGACGCACACGACAUCGCUGA